CGGAGGAAAAAAAAGCGCAGGACGCUAAUAAGUCAGUCUUAUUAUUUGUUCUCCAGUUUGAAAUAUUGACGUCGUAUAAAAUACAUCUUUGAUUCUUUAUUUAAGGAUCAAAUCGUCUCGAUGCGCUAGAAGCACUGUGCCGCUUCUCCUGCUAUCUUUGCUUGUUAGUUAGCUUAGCUCGCUAGUUAGCUUAGCUUGUUAGCUGCUGACAAAAAGACGCGGAAGUUAUCAACACAUCGCUAAGUAGAGAUCAAAUGUGAGUGUCAAGUGUUGUGAUUGUGUGAAAAUGUGCGAAAGAACGAUAGCAAAGUACGAGGAAGAACUUUGUCCAACAAAAGAGGAGAAGGAGCGACAACAUCAACUACUGGAUGUUUAUUAUAAGAAACAUCAUCGAGUUGUGUUACACAGAACAGUCCCGUCCUUGCACGCUACACCGCUACAACAAAGAUGGCGGGGAGAAGACGCUGUCGAAGACAUCUGUGAAGAACAUCUUCUCUCUGAGCAACAGGAGUGGAGCUUCAGGAUGGUGAAGGAGGAGCCACAGCCCUCUUAUUAUAAAGAGGAAGACAAGGACCCACUCAACACCCACUUUAAAGGCAAAGAGGAGGUGCCAGAAACCUCACACUUUAAAAAGAAAGUGAAAGAUGCACUGACCCCCAACAUUAAACAGAACAAGGAUGAACCACUGACCCUCCACUUUAAAGAUGAAGAGGAGGAACACAACAUCAGUCAGGAAGGAGAGCAUAUUGAAGGACUGGUGGAGUUCCCAAUGAUUGUUGUGCCUGUGAAGAGUGAAGAUGAUGAGGUCAAAAGUGAAAGUGAGGAGAAGAGAGAGGCGGAGCCUCCAAGCAGUAACUCAACACAACACAUGACAACAGAAGCUGAUGGAGACCACUGUGGAGGAUCACAAGCCGACAAGCUCUUAGCUCCACUAUCAGAUAGUGAGGACACAACGUCACACUCUCCUGACACUGAUGAUGAAGACUCUAAAGAUGAUAAGACAUGUCACACUGACAACACUCACUUGAAAUGUUCUCACUGUGACAAAACAUUUAAAUAUCAUAGUCGUCUGAAAGUGCACAUAAGAAGACACACUGGAGAAAAACCCUUUACCUGCUCAGAAUGUCAUAAAGAAUUUGCACUAAGUCAAAAUUUAAAAUUACAUAUGAGAAUACACACCGGAGAAAAACCUUUUAUCUGUUCAAUCUGUGGUAAAGGUUUUAGAAAAAAACAGUAUUUGAAAGAACACAUGAGAACACACGCCGGAGAAAAAUAUUUUAUCUGUUCAGUCUGUACUAAAGGUUUUGUACAAAGUAACACUUUGGAAGUACACAUGAGAACACAUACUGGCGAAAAACCUUUUUCCUGUUCAACCUGUGGUAAAGGUUUUACACAAAGUCAACAUUUGAAAAGACACACGAGAACACACACUGGUGAAAAAUCACAUUCCUGUUCAAUUUGCAACAGAAGCUUUUGUGAACAAUCAAACCUUGUAAGACACAUGAGAACACACCCAGGAGAGAAAGUGUUGAGUUGCAGUGUGUGUGGUGAAAGAUUCUCUUAUAAGUACCAGUGUAAGAAACACCAGUGUGCUGGUGAGAACAGCAGCAGCAAAUGAAACUGCAGGAUUUGAAAUAAACUGUCAAGACUUUAAUUUUGACUUUCUAACAACAUCAGCACAUAUAACAUGUGACAUUGUUGUUUGUGUAACAAUCUUUGUAACAUGCUUCUACAUGUAUAGAUUAUAUAUUUUGUAUUAGUGCUUUUGUCAGUCAAGUACAUGCAUUAAUAUGCAACAUUGUGUACUUUUAUUAAAAAUUGAACAACACGUCACAACCUGCCCGAUCAGACUUCCAGCAAAGCAUUGGUGUCCUCUGUAAAGGACAAGUAUGUAUUUGUCAUGGAAAAACACUCACAUGUGAUUUGUUGAUUACAAUUAACAAUCUGUCUUCCAAAAUGGCAGCUCACCUGUUUUAUAGGCACAAGAGAACCAAGUUAUUGUGUUUUUCAAAGUUAAAAGUCUGUUUUUCAAGCACAAGUCUUUAAUCAGUUGUUCGACGGGGUUUUGGUAACAUGAAGUCUUUUUAAGACACAUUUCCUUAUGUCCUCUGUAAUGUUCCAUGUUCUCAAUAAAACAUCAACAGUUUGUCUUCUCGUGCUAGUACAUGCUAUAUGUCACUUUGGGGAGUUUAUAGGGGUAAUAUAUUUUUGGUGUAAACUUUGGGAGGUGAACCGCACUUCAGACUGUGUGGUUGAGUGUGUUGUGUUGGUGGGGUGAUAUAUAAUAUGAGGGAUUCAUUUGUGUGGUAUUAAAAAUAACCUUGA
Messenger RNA from Nerophis lumbriciformis (worm pipefish), 2325 nucleotides. RefSeq lists its product as uncharacterized. Gene Ontology annotation, biological process: regulation of transcription by RNA polymerase II. The record is from RefSeq and is a predicted model, not a curated record. Gene Ontology annotation, molecular function: DNA-binding transcription factor activity, RNA polymerase II-specific; RNA polymerase II cis-regulatory region sequence-specific DNA binding. Gene Ontology annotation, cellular component: PcG protein complex; chromatin; transcription regulator complex. NCBI's taxonomy places the organism in Eukaryota, Metazoa, Chordata, Actinopteri, Syngnathiformes, Syngnathidae.